Messenger RNA from Pelecanus crispus (Dalmatian pelican), 1416 nucleotides. The record is from RefSeq and is a predicted model, not a curated record. Lineage: Eukaryota; Metazoa; Chordata; Aves; Pelecaniformes; Pelecanidae.
ACUGACUCCCGAGGAAGUAAUGGGGCCUGUGACCGGACUGGGCGCCUCUACCUGUAUCACUACAACGAGGAUCAGCCUUACAUCCCGCUGACCGAAAUCCAGAGGAUUGACACUGCCGCCAUCCUGGACAUCAAAUGGUGCCAUGUUCCCGUUGCAGAACAUCCCAUGGUUGGUAUUGCAAACUCGACUGGCGCCGUGGAGUUUUGCCACCUGACUGGAAGUGAGAAGAAGAGCUGCAUGUUGGAGCCACGCUUCAGGGUCGAUCUCGGUGCACAGUGUCUGGCCUUGUCUUUAGACUGGUCCACAGGACGAGAGCAAUGUGGAUGUCCUUUGAGAGUGAUCAGCAGUGAUUCAGAAGGGAAGCUGAAUCUUUUCUCCAUAGAUGAAUCUGCUCCUUCUGUACAUGUCCUGAACCAGUGGGAAGCUCACAAAUUUGAGGCCUGGAUUGCUGCUUUUAAUUACUGGGACACUGAUAUUGUCUAUUCAGGAGGAGAUGACAGCCUGCUAAAGGGCUGGGACACCAGGUGCAGUUCAGAGACUCCUGUCUUCACCAGCAGGAGACACUCCAUGGGUGUGUGCAGCAUUCAGUGCAGUCCCCACCGGGAGAAUCUUCUGGCUACUGGCAGCUAUGAUGAGCAUGUGCUGUUGUGGGACACCAGGAACAUGAAGCAGCCACUGGCAGACACCCAUGUUGAAGGUGGAGUUUGGAGGUUGAAGUGGCACCCAACCUGUGAUUUUGUGCUGUUAGCAGCCUGCAUGCAGAGUGGAUUCAAAAUCCUUGACUGCCGUGGAAGCAUGGCGGAAAACACAGAGGAAUGUAUCAUCCUGUCAUCCUAUGUCUUGCACAAUUCCUUGGCCUAUGGGGCUGACUGGUCAAGGCUCUGUCCGAGGGAUUCCUUGACUGCAACACAGGACACUGCUGCUGCGUACCACUCUUCAGAGGAGCUUGUGGGAAGAUCACAGGAAGGAGAUGAGAGACUGAAUUUGCAAGUCCAAAACCUGAAGAUAAUUUAUGAGUCUCCUACAGCUACUUUUGAUGUAAUAUUGGAUGAGGAGAGUGAAGGCCUUGCCUUGCCGCUCAAAGCAGAAGGGGGUCCUAAGCUGUCUGGGGAUCCUGGCCUGGUUAGGGGCUCUGAUUUAAAGGGGAGUUUAGAUUUGGCUGAGGGUCCUGAGCGAGGAGGGGAUCCCGAGUCAGCCAGCAGUUCUGACUCGGGAGCUAAGAGACCCAAUGGUCUGGACAGAAGCGGUGAUUCAACCAGGUCUCUAGACAGUCCAAAAGAAAUGAGCAUUAUAGCAACUUGUUCUUUCUAUGACAGUAUCCUCCAUGUCUGGAAGUGGGAGAUGAGCCUGGUGACCCCUUCGGAGACGCCAAGUACUAGAUCUCCGUCUGAAAGAACAGUUGAAAGUUUGCAUUGA